Paramecium pentaurelia is the source of this 1416-nucleotide messenger RNA. The record is from the annotation of a GenBank genome assembly. Lineage: Eukaryota; Ciliophora; Oligohymenophorea; Peniculida; Parameciidae.
AUGACUGAAUAAAAAGUAAUUUCUAUCUUUGAUUUUGGAAAAACCAGGAAUAAAUUUUGGUAAACUUGUGAUAAAUCUGUGUUGGAUGUAACUAAUAUCAUUUAAUAUCAAGUCCCAAACAUUUUUAAUUGAAUAAGAAUUUUUGACUGCAGGCAAAGCUAUUGUCAAACCCAUCUUUAUUGUACUUGGAUUAGAAUACAUAUAUAAAGUAACUGUUGAUAAAUUAAAAUGUGCACCUCUCAUUACUACACAUUUGACUUACAUUGAACCAGGAUCUGAUCAUUUAGUUUAAUUAAAUUCUGAUGAACAACAGUAUGGAUUCAGAUUGCAAUAUUAAACUAAAACUUUGGAGAUUUUUCUAUCUGAUAAGUCUCGUUAUGAUUAAUGGAGAAUCCAUCUUAGAAAAGCUUGUUUAUUGGAGAAUUUCCAUGAAGCUUAUAUGGUUUCUAAAUUAAUUGGAAAGGGGAGUUUUGCAAAAGUUUAUCUUGCCACCAGAAAAGAGAAUAAUAUUUAAUAUGCUGUAAAAGCUUUUAGCAAAACUUUUAUGUUACAAUAACACAAAGGAAUUGAAAGUCUUUUAAAUGAAAUGAAAGUGAUGAGAAAAUUUAAUCAUCCAAAUAUUCUUAAAUUACAUGAAGUACAUGAAACAGCUAAUUCUGUUUAUUUUGUAGUUGAUAUUGUAGCAGGAGGAGAAUUACUUUAAAGAGUGAGAGAAACAGGUAUUAUUAAAUAUUAAUAUUUUGUAGGAUUUUUACCUGCUGAAACAUUAUAGAGAUUAGCUUAUAACUUAUUAUCAGCAUUAAAUCAUAUGCAUCAAUUCAAUAUUGCUCAUAGAGAUCUUAAACCGGAAAAUCUUUUACUUAAAUCUUAUGAAAACAAUCAUGAAAUUAUCUUAGCUGAUUUUGGAUUGGCAGCUUAAUUACAGGAUGAAAAUAUUUUAUUUAAAAGAUGUGGCACUCCUGGAUUCGUUGCUCCAGAAAUUUUAGAAUACAAUGAUGGGCAAUAAUUUUAUGAUGAAAAAUGUGAUGUUUAUAGUGCUAGAAUAAUUUUUUUUCUAUUAAUUGUAAGUAAUUUUCUAAAUUACAAUUUUACACUUGAAGUUAACCAUUUACAGGUAAGGAUUAAAAGGCUAUUUGAAAGGCAAUAAGGAUUGCAUAAUUGAUUUUGAUGAUUCCUUAUUUAAAUCUGCUCCGAUACAAAUGCAGGAUUUGAUACGAUCUAUGUUGUUAAAGAAAUCAUAAGAUAGAUUGAGUUCAAGUGAGGUACGAAUUAAAAUCAUUAAGUUAGUGCUUAAGACAUCCAUAUUUUAAGGAAUUAGCUAAAGAGCAUUAAGUAAAAUAGGAGAAAUUUAAAAAUAAUUUAAAUGACUAUAAUUAGUAAUACAAGAAAAAUAUGAAAUGGGGUCAAUUGAUUUGA